Phacochoerus africanus (Common warthog) is the source of this 936-nucleotide messenger RNA. RefSeq names its product olfactory receptor 6C74-like. Gene Ontology annotation, molecular function: G protein-coupled receptor activity; olfactory receptor activity. Lineage: Eukaryota; Metazoa; Chordata; Mammalia; Artiodactyla; Suidae. The transcript has a single exon. Bases 1 to 936 code for a protein of 311 amino acids. The record is from RefSeq and is a predicted model, not a curated record. Gene Ontology annotation, cellular component: membrane. Gene Ontology annotation, biological process: G protein-coupled receptor signaling pathway.
AUGGAAAACCAUACAGCAGUGACAGUGUUUAUCUUAGUAGGAUUGACAGAGGACCCCAAAUUGAAGAUCGUGCUGUUUAUCUUCCUGCUUCUCACCUACUUGCUAAGCAUCACAGGCAACUUGACCAUCAUUACCCUCACUUUGCUGGAUUCUCAUCUCAAGACCCCUAUGUAUUUCUUUCUUCGAAAUUUUUCCUUCUUAGAAAUUUCUUAUACAACAGUCUGUAUCCCAAAAUUGCUUGUUAGCAUGGCAACUGGUGACAGAACCAUUUCCUAUAACUGUUGUGCAGCUCAGUUAUUUUUUGCCUUCCUUCUUGGUGCAUCUGAAUUUUAUCUCCUGGCUGCCAUGUCCUAUGAUCGUUAUGUUGCCAUCUGUAAGCCCCUGCGCUAUACUACCAUCAUGAGCAACAAAAUCUGUACCCAGCUAGUCCUUAGCUCUUGGAUGGCUGGUUUCCUCAUCAUUUUCCCAGGGCUCAUUUUAGGCUUAGGCCUGGAUUUCUGUGACUCCAAUAUCAUUGAUCAUUUCUACUGUGACACUGCUCCUCUCCUGCAAAUCUCUUGCACAGAUACACAUUUAUUAGAAAUGAUGAGUUUCGUCUUAGCUUUGGUGACUCUCCUGAUCACUUUGGUGUUAGUGAUUCUAUCAUACACAUAUAUUGCCCUGACAAUUUUGAAAAUUCCUUCUGCCAACCAGAGAAAAAAGGCCUUUUCUACUUGUUCUUCCCACAUGAUUGUCAUCUCCCUCUCAUAUGGCAGCUGCAUUUUUAUGUACAUUAAACCCUCGGUCAAACAGAGGAUAUCCUUAGUGAAGGGAGUUGCCAUUCUCAAUACCUCCGUUGCCCCACUUUUGAACCCUUUUAUUUAUACUCUAAGGAACCGGCAGGUGAAGCAGGCAUUUAAGAACUUGCUGCAAAGAGUUCUGUCUUUAUUCAAGUGA